CACGAAGUUUGUGAUGUAUUCAAUUUCAUUUGGCGGUGGAGCAGUGACAGUACAUUUGCUUUCCGAAGUUGCUACUGAGCUGAUAAAAACUAUGGAAGUCUUCAAAGACGAUAAACUCUCUUCCGAGGUAUUGCUCUUAUGCCUGGCAGUUUUGGCUUUACCCGCUAUGAUGAAUAAAUCGAGCUUCAGUAACCUGGAUUUAGCUCAUCUGCUGAUGACAAUUUUGACUACAAAUCAAAAUUCGGGAAUAGAAAGAAAGUUUGUGGAAUUUCUAACUAACAUACCAAGAAAACUGUCUCGAUCAGAUAACGCUAUUAUCGGGAACAGAAAAUAUGUGGAGAAUCUGUUAUCAAUUUUGAGGAAGAAAACGAACACCAGUUCACGAGACGCAACGUUUUAUAAUCUGCUGGCACUGUUGACGAGCCUAACAGAUGAAACUCCCUCAACAUGCACCAAUAUUGUUAAUGCAGGGGGGCUAAGAAUUUUCGCUGAACUGCUCGAGGAUAACGAUCCCAGAUCAAAUAAAGGUGUUCUCAUGAAUUUGGACAAUUUGACGGAGGUACCAGAAAUUUGCUACCACUUCUUGAACGGCAACUCCGGUGCAGUGGAGUGUCUACUAAAAUUUCUGAAUUCAGAUGAAAUACAUAUCAGCUACUGUGCCGCUGCAGUCAUCUCGCAUUUGCUAACAAUUGACUUCAAAGAAUGGGAAAGACUCACGAAGUCGCCUAACCUAAGAAAUAGGGCACUGACAAAUAUGUAUAAUUGCGUGAUGGAAUGGAGUCAAAGGCCAUCAGUUAUAUGUUUCUAUGUCAGUUACAGAUCAUUUAAGCCUUUCUAUCCACUUCUUCAAAGAUACGAUGCGCCACCACUCCAAUUAUUUGCUGUUUGGACCAUAUGGGAGUUUUGUUCGUUUUCAUCUGACACAUAUCAAGAAAUGCUGAUCAAAGAGCAAGGUAUCGACUAUCUUCUUGAACUGAAUCAAAAUCUCUACGUGGAUAAAAAUGUCAAAAAGUUUGCGGAACUCACUAUAAAGUUAAUUCACUUAUUUGGAAAAUAAUUCAAAGAGCAAACAUAAAAAAGAACUACUUUUUUAGCUUUUAAACGGCUGUUAAUUAAUGCCAUGAUUUACAGCAUUGGUUUUCAACAUUUUUGAUGAAACGCAAUCUCAAUGAAAACAUAAAACUAUAGCUAUAUAUAAAUAAACCUAAUACUAGCAAAAAUGAUUAAUAAAGCGUAGCAAUUUUAAUAAAAGUGGCAAACAUAAUAGGUAUCUGAUUAAACGUAUACAAUAUACAUAUAAUAAUAUACUCUCUUUGAUUUAAAUGUAAACUUGCGGAACCCCUGAAUUAUACUGACGGAAGCCUGGUUGAAUAACACUGA
Styela clava is the source of this 1380-nucleotide messenger RNA. The record is from RefSeq and is a predicted model, not a curated record. Lineage: Eukaryota; Metazoa; Chordata; Ascidiacea; Stolidobranchia; Styelidae.